Messenger RNA from Owenia fusiformis, 624 nucleotides. The record is from the annotation of a GenBank genome assembly. NCBI's taxonomy places the organism in Eukaryota, Metazoa, Annelida, Polychaeta, Sabellida, Oweniidae.
UUGGUGAACUCAAAAAUGGACUUAAAGAAAGGACUGAUCUUUGUGAUUUGCAGUAGCACCAUCACGGCAGGGAUUUUUCUUGUGAUUGGUCUUACACCAGUGGGAUGUAUCAUCCAAUUGAUAUUUCAUAUUACUGACCGGGAACUUGCUGAAGUUCAGUUUGGGUUGGUAUCCCUCUGUCUUCUCUCGAUGAUCUUAAAUAUUGCAUCUGCAAUCCAUGGAUUAUUAUUAAAGAAAAAACAUACCUAUUUUUGUGUCUUUACUGAGUUAUUGAAGUUCAUCUCAAAAAUGGGAAUGCUAUUUUCUCUCAUGGCUACCCCCCUUAUAAGUAGACCUAUUUUGAUACCAAUAAUAUCAGCAUAUGUAGCAGCAUUGGUUUAUCUUUUAUUUAGCUAUAAAGGAUAUAGAAUGUAUUUGAUCAACGAUCUUCCUGAUGAAAGUACAAAGAAACUGACGUACCAUCAAAUAAUUAAACUAACAAUACCACUAGGCCUGCAAGAGUUCAUCGAAAAAUGUGAAACUUUUAUCCUCAGCUUUGUAGUAGCACAACUGGUGCCAUCUGGACACGCAUUUGGAUCUAUGCGAAGCGUAAAGCUGGCAAACAUCCAUGUUCUUUAUACAUCA